UCAAUCACUUCACUCGUAUGUAUGUGUUGCCAUCCCGUCCCAAAUCACAAAGCUUCGUUUGUGGCGGGAAAACAAACCUAGGGUCCUGUGCUAGUUGGGAGAGCCGGAGAGGGAGAGAGGGUGGAACGCGAUGGCGGAAGUGAAAGGAUCAACGAUUCCAGAAGUGGAGGUAGAAGACCUGCCGAAGACUAUCGUGCGCCGGUUAGUGAAAGACAAGCUCUCCCAGCUCUCUCGGGACGGCGAUAUGUCCCUCCUACGUGAUGCUCAUCAAGCGUUCUCCGAGAGUGCCCGCAUCUUCAUCCACUACCUCUCUGCUGCCGCAAAUGAUAAUUGCAUGGACUCUAAGAGGCAAACUAUGAGUGCAGAAGAUGUAUUCAAGGCUCUUGAAGACAUUGAGUUUAGUGAAUUUGUAGAUCCUCUCAGAGCUUCUCUUGAAGAGUUCAGGCUGAAAUAUUCUAAAAGGAAGGCCACGUCUUCAAAACCAGCAGAGUCUAACAAAAAGACCAAGAAGGAAGAGAAACCUGCUGAGAAUGGAAAUAUGAAAAAAAAACAUGAUGCUACAGAUAACCCAAAGAGUAAGCACAAAAAAACUGGAUUGAAUGGAAAUGGAGCAAGAAAGGCACAACCAGUUGAAACUGAGGAGAAAUACAGUCAAGAACCCAAUGAAAGUGAAGAGGAAGGAGUUAAUGUAAGCGAGGACAGUCAUGAUAAUUGAGGAGUUAUGGCACAAUCAUGUUAACUGUUAAGGGUGGCAUGUUUUGAACUUUACUUUUCUAUAUGUAUCCAUCUCUUCUAAAAUGGAGAGUAGAUUUAUGGAGACCUAUAUGACUCCCUUAUGGGGUCAUUGGAUAUUGUAGCCACUAAAAAUAUGGAUGGUGAUGGUGCCAUAAUACCGCAUAUGUUUCCAUAAGGUGGUCAUAUGGAUUUCUUUAUUUUUUUUGCUAAAAUGGAUGUUUUAGUGUCCUAGGUUAGUACUACCACGAGAAUAAAACUAUUUGCAAUUUAGAUAGUAAGAUUUUAUUUAUAUCGUUUCCAAUAUC
Molecule: messenger RNA, 1040 nt
Organism: Cuscuta europaea
Lineage: Eukaryota; Viridiplantae; Streptophyta; Magnoliopsida; Solanales; Convolvulaceae
Source: the annotation of a GenBank genome assembly